This is a messenger RNA of Linum trigynum, 4135 nucleotides long. The record is from the annotation of a GenBank genome assembly. Lineage: Eukaryota; Viridiplantae; Streptophyta; Magnoliopsida; Malpighiales; Linaceae.
GUCGAGCGGAGCAGCUAGAGCUUGGAGUAAUUAGCCAGUAGCGAAGCGCAAUAUUCCAAGUAGGAGAUGGAGAGCGAUCUGCGAGAUACAUCUCUCGGUUGGUUUCUCACGGUGAAACACCAUAGGACAUAACUAUUUUUUACUUGAUAAGUUCAUAUUUAUUUUCUUUCAAUUUCAAUUUUAUUAAAUUGUUUAAUGCUUUGUGUUAACUGACCACCAAUACAUUGAUCUAUAGUUAAUUAGGUUAUCAGCCACAUUGAAACCCUAUUAAUUGAACGUAUUUCAUGUGACUAGACCUGGCAAAUUACAAUCCAACCCGUUGACCCGACCUGAAACCGCGCGAAAAUUAGAAAUUUUUGUAACCUGAAACUCGAAUGACCCGAACCCGAUAACCUGUGCAUUUUUGGGUUGGGUUGGGUAGGUUAGCAGGUCGACCCGUUAGACCCGUUCCAUUUUAUAUAUCACUCUCAAAAUCAUAAAAUCACUCAUAAAUUGUUGAGAUGUUUGAAAAAAAUUACAAGGAUUUGAAUGACAUGUUUGGAGUUUAAGGAUAAUCAAAUAUCAUGUGUUUCUUGUAGUAGUAAUACUCUUGUGAUUGUAUUUUGACGAUUUGCGCAAUUUGUAUUUUAUUCAUUAGCGUGAGAGGAUUUGAGAAUAUGUUAAUUGACAUGUGUUAGGUAAACUAUUGUCAUACGUAUAUGAAAAUUUGUGUUAUUUAAGAAAAUAUGAAGCAUGUUUGAUAUUGUUUAUGAGAACGCUCAUAAUCCGAAAUGACCUAUAACCCAACCCAAAACUGAAUGGGUUGGGUCAAUAUUUGACCCGAAAUCAGCCAACCAAACAUGAUCCUUCCCGUAACCGAAGUCCCCAACCCAAAAUUACAGCCGACCCGAUUGCCAGGUCUACAUGUGACGUAGUAACUUAUCGAAGCGACAGUGGAUUAAAUAAGGUGCUUUGUGGUCUUGAUUGGAAUAUUGGUCUUCAGUCUAAAUAAUUAACUCCUUGAGCUUUGAUAGUAGGAUUUGAUUUGAUUGUCUAGUACGUAGUAAUUCUCGAUAGGGUUAGCUAGCAGAGCAGAGAUAUCCUGGCUGUAAAGAAUUGGAUUAAACUGAUUAGAACAUGUGAAUUAAUUUGGAUAUGAUAGGUAGUGAGUCCUGGUGUUUCUCCUAAAGCUUUCUCCCGGCAGCUUCUAUUAGCUUGUUUUGUGUACUUAUUUUGCUAUUAGAUAAUAGUUUCAUCACUCAAACCAUUUUCACUUAUAUUUUUCUUCAUAAAAUUGAGAGAAUAGAAGGUUGUACCAGUCACUGAGAGAUUAUACUCGGAUUUCCGGUUUACUACGAGAUAGGAAUAAGGCAUAUACGCAUUUGCCCUAUCAAGUUUUGGUGUCAUUGCCGAGGACUGCCAUACCUUAUUAUCAUUGAUUUUUGGUUAAAUACACUUGUAUAUCCAAAACUUUCACGGUUGUGCCAAUAAUAUCCAGAUUUCCCGAAAUACCACUUAUAUCCAAUUCCUUCACAUUCUUUAACGGUGUUUUUGGAUAUACAAGUGUAUUUAACCAAAAAUAUAUUGGGAAAUGGAUAGAUUUGGCAAAGAACAACUUUAAAAACAUGGAUAUAAUUGGUAUUUCAGGAAAUUUGGAUAUUAUUGGCACAAUCGUAAAAGUUUUGGAUAUAUAAGUGUAUUAAACCUUGAUUUUUAGUGAGUGAACUAGUUUAAUCUGGGUGUUAGUGUGCAUGAGAAUUUUAGACUUAUCAUCUUCAUGCAUACCAGUGAUUUACUGUCACUAGAUCUGGAGAUCGAGAAGACCUGCCGACAAAACAGAAAGCAUGUCAAGUUAGGGAAGCAACCAACCACAACUACUAGGCCUUCCCUAACUAAGAAUCGUCAACAGAGAGGACAGGUUUCACCACCUGUCAUCCCUAUACCACCGACACCACCGCCACUACCGUGCGAUAUUGAGACUGUCAUCAUGGCAGAAGAGGACGAUUCGAUCAGGGCUCGCUUGAAUCGAAGAACUAGAGCCCGAGCUUCAACUGUUGUCAUUUCGGAUGGGGAUGCAACCAUGGGGAUUACCCCAACAUUCAUCAACGGGAUCGCCAAUGGGUAUACUUUCUCUAGGGCCAUCAAUGAGGAUCCUCACCAAUGCAGUCAAAAGCGCGAUUCUACUUAGAAGCGGAAAAAGGGUAAACUCGUAAAGCGUAGAAUCAAAGCGUAAAAGCGUAAGUUUUUGACGCAUACUGAAAAAUAACUAAAAAUGUAUUAAGUAGGACAUAUGCUAUGCAAAAUAUGAAUGCACAGAAUUUAGAUAAGUCAAUAAAUACAUGCGAUUCAUGCCUAAAGUAGAACAACUUAUAGCAUCUUAAUAAUAAGUUUGUAAACAUAAAUUUUAACAAUAAGCCACUCUUCUCAGUUCUCACUAUGCUAAUGAAUUUGGGAAAAGUCUAACGGGUGAAUUAGAUUACUCUAUCGAAGUUGAGAAUGCAUACAAGUACCUUAUAUGUAUCUUUUAAUCUCAAAUAUAUCAUAUUGUUGGUGAUUUACUUUUAAAAUAUACUUUUUAUAAUUAAUUUCAUGAAAAAAAUACUCAUUUGGUGAACUAAAAGCGUAAAAACGUAAAGCGUUUUGGAGAACUAGAAGCGUAAAACCGUAAGCUUUUAAGCUUUAAAGCGCAAUUUAGUCUGAUUUUAUAUACUGAAGUUUUUAUAUGAAACGAAAGCGUUUUGGUAACCUAAAAGCGUAAAAUCGUAAGUUUUUAAGUUUUAAAACGCAAUUUUAACUGCAUUGAUUCUCACGAACAUUGACACGCUAUGACACAACACCAAACUACGACCAAUUAUAAUCGCAGUCCAAAAAUGCAGCAAGUGGUAAGUUUAAUUUAUCAACCCGAUGUCUAGAUCUACUUCCUACUCCGUGAUUAUCUAUUAUCUAGCGGGACUAAGUGAGUGAAGUUGAAUUCAAAGUAAAGCAGAAAGAAAGCAGUAAAUUGAUUGGUUUCCUGAAGCAAGAGAAGAGUCAUUCGGGAAUGAGUCUCCCUAGCUCCUUAGUUAGGUCCAAGUUGUAAUUUCCUUAGGUUGAUUAAACUGCGGAAGAUCCGACAGUAGCUUGGAAUCCCUUCAACUGACCAAGCCCUCUUAGACAAACUAACUGGCAGACGACUAGUCUUCACCAGGAUAGUUAACACAGAACUCCACUACUGGAAUUGGAUUCCAGUACAAAGCAAUGGAUUGACUAACUCUCGUAUAAUCAAUCCACUCCUAUCAAUUGAAGAAGCUCUAACAACCUAAUCAGAUUCUAUCUAUCUCAGGUUGCAGCAGAAAUCAAGAGAAUUUAAUCAGGAUUCAAUUGACUCAAUAAACACACUUCAAUCGAUUAUAAUCAAACAAUAUAUCAAUCCAAAAGUCAUUACAACUCAAAUCCCUAACACAUGGAACUAGGGUUCUUCAUACCCAAGUGAGAGAAAGGUCUACUCCAGAGAGAGAGAGAGAGAGAGAGAGGUAAACAAAAUUCAAAGCAGUCAUACUCAUAAAGAUGGGAAUAAUCUGCUCUGGGAUGUCGUUCUACACUUCUUCCGAUGCAAUCUAGGCUUCAAUGGUGAGAAAUCCACUCCAAAUUAGCUCCUAGGAUUUGUUCUUCGCACUUUCUCACUCUAUAACUCUGUUUUUGCUGAAAAAGUCGUAUCCCUCUCUCCAAAACCCGAAAUUGGUUUAAGAAGCAGUUGUCCGCGAUUGCACGGCCAGACCGCACGGCCGUGCAGCCUCCUAGUCUGCCCAUGCAUCCCAAAACGCGAUGUUUCAAUUAAUUCUGCCAGGGGAGUGCACGGCCAUUGCACGGCCCGUGCAAUUCGAGAGCCUGGCCGUGCAGCUCUCUCGCAGAAAUCAUCACAGCCACAAAUUCCUCAUGCACGGCCUUGCGAAAAACAGGAUCACGCUGUGCAGCUUCUUGGUAAAUCCCACACGGCCAAAAAGGCAACUAUGCACGGCCGUGCGCUUUUCCGUCCUGGCCGUGCAACUUGUCUAAUCUCCCUCGCUCGUCUGGAUUUCGCCCAAUCGACCCCAAACUAGUGCUCAAACUUCAUUCACGCAUUACGACCCGAAAUGUCAUAAACAAGAGCAACCUAGCAUAAAAUCGGCUUAAAACU